GGAGGGCGCUGGAUGCCUAAAUCUGAGUGCCCUGUUCUGUCUUCACAGCACACCCUGAGGGUUAUCUGUGCCCGCCGCCCACCCUUCCGCCACCAAACUAACCCGGCCUACACACCCAUGCUGGCCCUGAAGCGCGCCGACCCAUCGGGGGAACUGGUGGGUGCCGCCUUCUACCGCCUAAUGUUUCGCCAUGAGCCGCUGCUCCGGGCUAGCCUUCACGCCGUGCGCCUCUGCCGCUGGAAGGCGCGCAAGCUCCGCCAGGCUCUCCGCCUGCUGGGCCUCCGCUGAACCGGGUCCUUUCAGUCCUCCUCCUAUCCCCUAACCCGCCAGGCUGCGGUCAUGCUUGAAGAGGCUUCGCUCAGUCGCUUCCCUUCAGUACCGGGUCGGGGAACAUUUCCCCUCCCCCCUUAGAAUUGCGCUGUGAAUCAGGACUCCGGGGACCGGCGUGCGCGCAGAGUGCGUGUAGUCUCUAGUGUUGGAGGGACUGAAUGGAGGAGUGUAGGGCCUGAGGUCACUUGGGCUCCUCUCGCUCCUCUGUUCGGCUGCCAAACCUCCAGUAACCCACUAUUGGUAUUGGCCGAUCCCUCGCUCCCUUCUCAUUUUCCAAAGGGGAAACCCGAGGCUUAGAGAGGGAUGGGAGUAUGUCCGAGGUCACACAGAGUCCCCCUGGAACCCGGGGCUCCAUACACCAAGAGUCCCACAUCUUGACACCACGAGGAUCUAAGGCGCCGGGUUCGAGCCGGCAGCCAGGGAUUGAGGGAUGGAGGAGAGCCGGCUGCUAAACGCUGUCUAAGCCGGGGACCGGUGAGGAGAGCUACCCAUAAUAAAGCGCUAAG
Monodelphis domestica (gray short-tailed opossum) is the source of this 836-nucleotide messenger RNA. Lineage: Eukaryota; Metazoa; Chordata; Mammalia; Didelphimorphia; Didelphidae. The record is from RefSeq and is a predicted model, not a curated record.